AUGGCGGGGGUCGAGCCUUUCCCGCUGCUCAACACUUCGGCAGACCAGCUGCACAGUGCUGACGUCAACGUUGCGAGGCGCAGGCGUAAGAGCAGCGGCCUUGGAGGCGAGAUUCGUGCUGGCGACACGGGCGCGCCAGCACUGGCCUCUAGCAGAGUCAGUCUCAAUGCCCAGGACUCGGAGCACGACUCGUCUGAGGGCUCAGAAGAUGCCUCUGGCGCUCCCAAGGUUUCCAAGCGCCGUCGCACUCGCGGAUUCUUCUCGCAGGCUCGCCAGACCAUGGUCAAGCACACCUUUGUCCUGCCCGCCGUCCUGCUGCUCGUCUUCCUGACUGGCUAUGCUGUCAACCCGUCGGAAUCCAACCCGCUACACCACUUUCUCUUCUUGUCGUACCCGAUGCCCCAGGACGAUCCCCUCAAGCCCAUCCACUAUGGUAAGGGCAAGUGGGACAUUGCGUUCGUCGCCUUCUACACCAUCGUCCUGUCCUUUGCUCGCGAGUUCAUCAUGCAGGAGGUCUUGCGCCCAUUGGCCCGCAUGACGGGCCUCAGCAAGGGCAAGCAGGCCCGUCUCAUGGAGCAGAUGUAUACCGCCCUUUACUUUGGCGUCCUUGGACCUGCUGGCAUGUACGUCAUGAGCCGCACGCCCGUCUGGUACUUCAACACCCGCGGCAUGUACGAGGGCUUCCCCCACCGCUCGCACGAGGGCGUCGUCAAGUUCUACUACCUCUUCCAGGCUGCCUACUGGGCCCAGCAAGCCAUCGUCCUCCUCCUGGGAAUGGAGAAGCCGCGAAAGGACUUCAAGGAGCUUGUGGGUCACCACAUCGUCAGCCUGGCCCUCAUCGGCCUGAGCUACCGCUUCCAUUUCACCUACAUUGGCAUCGCCGUCUACAUCACCCACGACAUUAGUGACUUCUUCCUCGCCUCGUCCAAGGCUCUCAACUACAUCGACCACCCCAUUGUUCCUCCUUACUUCGCCAGCUUUGUCGUCGUUUGGAUCUACAUGCGCCACUUUAUCAACCUCAAGAUCAUCUGGUCCCUCUUCACCGAGUUCCGCACCGUUGGUCCCUUUGAGCUCAACUGGGAGACUCAGCAGUACAAGUGCUGGAUCAGCCAGUAUAUCACCACAGCCCUGCUUGCCUCCCUUCAGGCGUUGAACUUGUUUUGGCUCUUCUACAUCCUGCGCAUCGCCUUCAGAUUCAUCCGCGAUAAGGAGGCGACUGAUGACCGAUCUGAAGACGAAGAUGACGAUGUCGACGAAAAGCCCGCCUCAACCAAGCCCAAUGGCAAGAUGGCCGUCCCUUCUCUUGAGGUCCACUACGAGGCCGAUGAAGACAAGGAGAACAAGCACUAA
Messenger RNA from Trichoderma breve, 1350 nucleotides. RefSeq names its product TLC domain-containing protein. Gene Ontology annotation, molecular function: sphingosine N-acyltransferase activity. Bases 1 to 1350 code for a protein of 449 amino acids. Gene Ontology annotation, biological process: ceramide biosynthetic process. The transcript has 2 exons. Lineage: Eukaryota; Fungi; Ascomycota; Sordariomycetes; Hypocreales; Hypocreaceae. The record is from RefSeq and is a predicted model, not a curated record. Gene Ontology annotation, cellular component: membrane.